UGUAAUAGGCGAUCGUAAAUUUACGUCAUUUAUGAUUGCCAUGUGUAAUCGCUAGGUUAGGUUUCUCAUGGUAGCCGAGACAUCGUGUUGCUGAUGCAUGGCCAGGGUACAAAUUUACGCAGAUAAAUCCAACUCUGGAACAGUCGGUCAGGCACGAGGGAAUAAAUAACGCUGGCGUGGCAGCUCGUCUGCACGUCGAGGUGCUGUAAGCGCGUAGUGAGGUUAAGCUAUGGCGAAGUAUCUGAUACAGAUCAUCGUGAUGGGCACGCAGGUCGUCGGCAAAGCUUUUGCGCGCGCUUUACGCCAGGAGAUCGCGGCGAGCCAGGAAGCGGCGCGGCGAGCAGGUGGUGGCAGUCAGGGAGCGCAACACGUCGCUGCCAAUAGCAGAAUCGGUCUUACCCUAGAAGAGGCUCUACGCAUCCUGAACGUGGAACGUCCUGACCAGACGGAGUUGGUUGAGCGAAACUACAAAUAUCUCAUGGAGGCUAAUGACAAGUUGAAGGGUGGCUCAUUCUAUCUGCAAUCUAAGAUUGUCCGUGCCAAGGAGCGCAUUGACGAGGAACUAAAAAAUCAAAAGGGAACGACGACUCCACCACCACCGACGUCGCAGGAAGCUUCGACGAGCAGUCGAGAAACUUUCAGGCAGCCAUGAGAUUUGUUCCUAGUCUAAAUUUACUUAUUCUAAUUCUAGACAACUGUACAUAAUGUCAUAAUAAACAAUAGAUUCUGAUAUUGAUUAGCAUGGUUUUAAAGUAUAGCAUGUUGUUUUUUUUUA
Molecule: messenger RNA, 775 nt
Organism: Trachymyrmex septentrionalis
Lineage: Eukaryota; Metazoa; Arthropoda; Insecta; Hymenoptera; Formicidae
Gene: blp
Product: mitochondrial import inner membrane translocase subunit Tim16
Exons: 1
Coding region: 230-652 (140 amino acids)
Biological process (GO): protein import into mitochondrial matrix
Cellular component (GO): TIM23 mitochondrial import inner membrane translocase complex
Source: RefSeq, a predicted model, not a curated record